AUGGAGAGCUGCUGUAAGGGCUCUGCCUGGGUGUCCCGGGGCAAGAGGAACUUGCAGUUCUGUGUCUACUGGCCUUCUGUGUACUGGACAGAGAGGUUUCUCGAAGACACCACCCUCACCAUCACAGUGCCAGAGGUGUCCCGCCGAGUGGAGGAACUGGCUCGACCUAAAAGGUUCUACUCGGAGUAUUACAACAACAACAGGACCACCCCCAUUUGGCCCGUUCCUCGGUCUUCCCUGGAAUACCAAGCUUCCAGUCGCCUGAGGGAACUGGCCGCCCCGAGGGUUCGGAAUAACAUUUGGAGCAUAAACAUGUCUGAGGUGUCCCAGGUAUCCAGGGCAGCCCAGAUGGCCAUCCCCAGCCCAAGGAUCCUACAGCUGGCAAAGCCCAGGUCCCCAGCCACCCUGUUGGAAGAGUGGGACCCCAUGCCCAAGCCCAAGCCGCACGUGUCAGACUACAAUCGCCUCCUUCACUUGGCCACACCUGCCACCAG
Molecule: messenger RNA, 494 nt
Organism: Neomonachus schauinslandi (Hawaiian monk seal)
Lineage: Eukaryota; Metazoa; Chordata; Mammalia; Carnivora; Phocidae
Gene: SPMAP2
Product: theg spermatid protein
Exons: 6
Biological process (GO): spermatogenesis
Source: RefSeq, a predicted model, not a curated record